Messenger RNA from Hevea brasiliensis (rubber tree), 2274 nucleotides. RefSeq lists its product as uncharacterized. The record is from RefSeq and is a predicted model, not a curated record. Gene Ontology annotation, biological process: signal transduction; defense response. NCBI's taxonomy places the organism in Eukaryota, Viridiplantae, Streptophyta, Magnoliopsida, Malpighiales, Euphorbiaceae. Bases 62 to 2146 code for a protein of 694 amino acids. The transcript has 5 exons.
GAAAGUGCUAUCCAAGCCUGCAGUGUGAGUAUCAUUAAUCAAAGCACAAACAGGCUAGUAGAUGGCAUUGGAGGCCUUGGAAGAACUCCCUCGUUCUUACCCUCAUCCUCCUCCUUCUCCUCCUUCUACUGCUCCUCUUGCAACACCUGCAUGGAAGUACGAAGUCUUUCUCAGCUUUAGUGGCAAAGACACCCGCGAUAAAUUCACAGACCAUCUUCUUGCUGGUCUAUUAGGGAGACAGAUCAAGGCAUACAGGGAUGACAAAAACCUGCAACGAGGAAGUCUCAUUACAAAAUCACUUCUACGAGCAAUCGAAAAAUCCAGGAUUUCUAUCAUUGUCUUCUCCAAGAAUUAUGCUGCUUCAAAAUGGUGCUUGGAUGAGCUUGUAAAGAUUGUUAAAUGUAACCAGCUCUUUGGGAGCAUUAUUCUCCCUGUUUUCUACGAUGUAAGCCCUGACCAUGUUGCUAAGCAAACAGGUCCUUACAGGAAAAUCUUUCGCGAGUAUGAAGACAAGUACAAGAACAAUAAGCAGAGGGUUGAAAAGUGGAAGGCUGCUCUUAAAACAGUAGCAGAAAUAAGCGGAUGGGACAUGCCAAAUUACAGAUCUGAAGCAAAGUUAAUUAGAAUAAUUGCAAAUAAGGUAUUGCGUAAACUGAAUAAGGCAUCCCCAAGUGUUGACAAGCAGCUAGUCCAAUUGAAUUCUAAAGUGAAGGAACUGAAUCUUCAGUUAUGUGAAGAGUGGGAGAAAGGCAAUAUAAAAUUUUGUGGGUUGAAAUGGAGUAGAAGGAUAUGGCCGGAUAGUGCUAUGGAAACCAAUCUGAAAAAGAAAAGGUUGCAAAACAAACAAGUAGAUGUAAUUGUUAAUGAAGUGGAGAAACUAGAACAACUAGUAUAUUUUGCUAGAGAGCAAGACUGGUUUGGCCCUGGAAGUAGAGUCAUCAUAUCAUUUGGCGAUCCGAUUGAAAAUAACAUGAAAGUACUUCAUAUAAAUUUUCAGGGUCCGACCAACAGAGAUAAGAAAAUAUUCCUAGAUAUUGUAUGUUUUUUCGAGGGGAUGAACAAUAUUGAAAAUGCAAUGAGAACUUGGAAUAAAUUACUAUUGGGUAGUGGUCUCCUAGUAAACGUCGGGAUGAAGGUUCACAUCGAUGAAUUUACAAUUUCUGAUGAUGACAAUCUAUUGCUACAUGAGCAUAGAACACUCAACAUUUUGGAAAUAGAUUAUGAAGUGUCCCCUGAAAAGACCAAGCCCAGCAAAGCCGCAAACAAGAUGGAUGGUACUACACCGAAAGAAGAUUUUCCCCAACAGGAAAUAGAGAAGGUUCCUCCAUCUCUCAUGGAAAAGCAAGAAGAAUUAAAGCCAAACGGGUUUUUUAAGAUUCCAAAAGUUGAACUUUUUCAUGAAGAAGAUGUUCACAAUGAAGCAACAAUGGCGAAACCAGCUGUUGCUGAAAUGGAGCUUCCUGCACACGCUGAAGAAGAUAAAGAAGAAGCCACACCUCUGUCCAAUGGCCCAAAAGCCCCAACGGUACCGUCUGGAAAUGAAAUUUCAGGAUACAGACCUAGCCCUGAAUCUUUGCAGCAGCAGAAACAAACAUUAGGAGAAUACUUAAAUAUGUCAUUAGAAGCUAUCCAUAAAGCUGAAGCGUUUAACGACAUUGAAAAAAUUGUCAGCACCUUGACUCAUCAUUCUGCUAAUUUAUACGAGAAAGCAAGCCUGGUAAAGCUUAUGCAUCGUUUAGCAGAAUUCAAAGGGAGUGUUCCUGGCUCUAUGGCCAUUGCAAAGAGUACCCAAGCUCAAAGAACAUCUCUUUUCAAGAAGUCUAGAAAGCUGAACAACAGUCUAGCUCAACAACAAGAAAAGCUCCGUUCUACAGAGGCUGAGCUUUCCAAGAUAUCUAAAGAAGAGGAAGAACUAGAGAUCAAAAUUCAGAACUUGAUUUCCAGGAAAGAAAAGCUGCUAGAGCAUAAGAAGUUCACUGCACUUCAAUUGGAAAACAUCAAUAAAAUGGAAUCCAAUAAUCUAGCAGAACAGAAGGUGCUGGAGGGGGAAAUCAAGCAAGCAAAUGAAAACUGGUAUAAGGCAAAAGAAAAGCUAGCGUUGGCCAAUGCAAUCUGGAAAUUGUUCAACGAAUGCAUCGAGUUAUAAGUUGAACAAGUAUCUUCACUUGAGCAAAUAUGGUUUCCUUUUAGUUUUAGUCUGCUUCUUUUCAUUGGGUUGCUGUACUAAGUAAUAAUUAAGUACCUAUUGCACAAAAAAAAAAAAAAAAAAAAGAA